Molecule: messenger RNA, 2388 nt
Organism: Acanthaster planci (crown-of-thorns starfish)
Lineage: Eukaryota; Metazoa; Echinodermata; Asteroidea; Valvatida; Acanthasteridae
Product: cell division control protein 42 homolog
Biological process (GO): small GTPase-mediated signal transduction
Molecular function (GO): GTP binding; GTPase activity
Source: RefSeq, a predicted model, not a curated record
UCUAGCUAUUAUAAAAACUUCUUCAGAACGGAGAAAGCAUUUUCGGGAGUUACAAGCAGCAGAUUACUGAACUCUUUCAACAAAUUAUUUGCCCAUUAAUCGAGUGUAAUCACCUGCUGAACAGUGUUUACGACUGUCCGCUUUACAUCUCGUUCAGAAGUUAAGAAAAAUACAUCACAUUCAGGCAAGCAGCGGACUCUACAAAAUGAACUCAACCUACAAGCUCGUUGUUGUUGGUGAUGGUGCCGUCGGGAAAACGAGCCUCCUUUUCAGCUACGCAACGGAAAGAUUUCCCAUCGACCACAUUCCAACAGUUUUUGACACCUAUUCUGUAUCGGUGUCAGUUCUGAAUCAACUGCAAGUUCAGCUGAAUGUGUUCGACACGGCUGGACAAGAGGACUACGAUCGCCUUCGACAUCUUGCCUACCCAAACACCGACAUCUUCCUCGUUUGCUUUGCCGUAGACUCUCCUACGUCGCUGGAGAACGUCAGAGACGUAUGGGUACCUGAGAUUCGGUGCUAUCAUAACUGUGGUCGACCCAUUCCUUUCAUUCUGGUGGGACUCAAGGCAGACCUCAGAACCGGGCCAGCAGAUGAACCACCGCGGCGAGCGUCUUGGUGGGAAAAGAGGAGGAGUCGACUUGCAUCAGCGGAACACGUGACAAGCGAGAUGGGCGAGGCGAUGGCUAAAAAGCUUGGGGCGGUUGCUUAUAGGGAGUGCUCGGCACUAUCUCAACACGGAAUCAAGGCCAUUUUUGAUGAGGCUGUAAUGGAGGUUGCUGUGAGGCAACUCAAGCCUGCUCGACGUUGCUGUAGGGGGAAGACCUCCAGCUCCGGUAAUAUAAAGCGUACGAUACGGAGAUUGGUUUGUGGUAGUACACUUCAAUGCACGAGAGAUGCACACUAAACAGGUGGCGGGAAAAGGGAAAAUAUUGCAAGUUAAAUCUGAUAACGUGUGAGAAUAAAGUAUAGAACAAAAAGAAGAUAACGUCGGGUAACAUUUUCUAACGAUUUAGAGUUCCUUCGUGCCUGUAUAAGGGCCCGUCCAAAGUAAUCCCCUUAAAACGUGUCCGUGUAUUCCCAUGUAACCAUAUUAUUUUAACAGUAUUUUUGUCUUGUCAUCUUAAAAGGCAUAUUCGAUCGUCAUUUCAAUUAUAUGCCUGUAUACAAAUUUGCAUAUUGCCUAAGCAAAAAGUUUGAUAUUGCAAAAAUAAAUCGUAACUGUAACCACUUGCACGAAAAUUUUCCAGAAAUUCAGAUUUUUUGCCGCCUUUCAUCUGUCAUAAUUAUGUUGUUUCCCACGUAGACAAAUGAAUGUGACUUUCUCGUGACUAAAUAUAUUGGCAUUAUUUGCAUAUUAGCGGUUCACAAUUUGAACAUGAAAGCCCGAAAAAUUUCAUAUAACAUCAGAGAAACAGCGCCCGUAUUUGUCAAGAAAUUUUUUUACGAAUUUCUCAAUACGAUUACCCAAAAGGAAUGUGAAUGUAAUUAUCAUACAGUAAAGAAAAGAUUGGUCCUUUAAACUUGUAGAUACACUUUCGUAAAUAAAAAUCGCAUCCAUGAAUAGAAUCUUUGAAGAUGAUAUUCACUACAAAGAGUUUUCGAUAUGCUGCGAUAUCAUAAAUAUGUACAUUAUUUAUUGUCACUAUGAUGUUAGUGUCAUUCUUCCUGUCAACUGAAAUUGUACUGUAUAAGUCAAGGCGAAACAUAAGGAGGAACGCACUGAAAAGUUUACUUAGUGCAGUAAUAUGUUUAAACAAUUUCCAAUUAACGGUAUAAUCAAAUACCCGGUUAUAGUUAGUCUCCCCCAUUUAUAGUUUGUGGAUUGUCGUUUUUGUUUUUCAGUUGUACCUUUUAUCUUGUGAUGUGAGGAAGAAAUAGUCCGUUUAAACCGAGUCGACCCAAAAUCCUGUAUGUCGUAGCAGCUUUCAGAAAUUCUGUAGGCUGGCAGGCUCUUCUUUUUUGUCAAACGAAUAGCUUAGUUACAAGUCGUGCGAACCUGUAUACGAUCUUAGAAUUUGGUUAGAAAAUGCUUGAGCAGGUUUCCCAAAAUAAUAAAAUUCACAGCUGAGCUCCAAAAUGUUAUCAUUAAAGAACGUAAUUCGUAAGCGCCCAGGUUCAGAAAAUUGGGAGUCGAAACGUCUGUCAACAUAGUCCAAUCGCAGGAAAUGCUGAGGCUUCCCAGCAGACGGUGGUCAAGCCACCAAAACACUAUGGAGUUGGACAUCAGGCCUGAAUUGGUAACCUCUGUAUGACUUUAAAAUUAUUUAUAAUGUAAAUUUCAGGAGCAAAUCUUUGGCGGAUUAAUGUUUGAUCACUAGGUUAAAGGUGUUUGAUGUCAUUUGUCCACAGGUAGAAGAGUAUUUUGUGGCUUUUUGAUGAAAUAAA